GUCAACCAUAGAGAAAGCAGCCGCGCGCAACUUCAGCAGUCUGCUGUUACCUCUCCACUGCUACUGUACAGGAUGAUAUCCUUUAUACUAUUAUUAUGUCGAUUCUUUACAAUAGCAAUUUGUGUAACAGAUCAGUAUGUGUUAGACGACAAAGUAGGACUCGGGAGGGUGUUUGACGGCAUUGGAGGUUUGAGUGGCGGAGGGGCAACGUCUCGCUUACUUGUGAAUUACGCAGAGCCGUACCGCAGUCAGAUAUUGGAUUACCUUUUCAAGCCAAACUUUGGGGCCUCUUUGCACAUACUAAAGGUGGAAAUUGGAGGCGAUGCACAAACCACAGAUGGCACAGAGCCAUCUCACAUGCACUAUGAAAACGACGAGAACUUCUUCCGGGGUUAUGAGUGGUGGCUCAUGAAAGAGGCCAAGAAGAGGAACCCCAACAUAACACUUAUUGGUUUGCCAUGGGCCUUUCCAGGCUGGGUUGGUCAUGGGAAGAACUGGCCCUAUGACUACCCUGACAUCACUGCCACUUACGUGGUUUCCUGGAUCAUUGGAGCCAAACAGUACCAUGACCUAGACAUCAACUAUGUUGGGAUUUGGAACGAGCGCAACUUUGACAGCAAGUAUAUAAAGCUCCUGCGCUACACUCUAGACAAGAGUGGCUUGGAGAGUGUCAGGAUCAUAGCCAGCGAUAACCUGUGGGAGCCCAUUAGCCUGUUCAUGCUGCUCGACCAGGAGCUCCGACGAGCCGUAGACGUGAUAGGGGCCCACUACCCAGGCACCACCACUGUGCUGGAGGCUCUAAAGACCCAGAAGAAGCUGUGGUCAUCGGAGGACUACAGCACCUUCAACAACGAAGUCGGUGGAGGCUGCUGGGCGCGAAUCCUUAACCAGAACUACGUCAAUGGACUCAUGACUGCCACCAUAUCGUGGAACCUGGUGGCCAGCUACUACGGGGAGCUGCCGUUUGGCAGGGACGGGCUGAUGACGGCACAGGAGCCCUGGAGCGGCAGCUACGUGGUGGAGUCGCCCAUAUGGAUCUCAGCCCACACGACACAGUUCACCCAGCCCGGGUGGACCUACCUGCAGACUGUGGGGCAUCUAGCGCACGGUGGGAGCUACGUGGCUCUAACUAAUGGCAAAGGCGACCUCACGGUUGUUAUAGAAACCAUGACUCAUGAUCAUUCCGUCUGCGUAAGGCCUCCACUACCAGCGUUCAAUGUGACAUCCCAAAAUACAACAUUCCAGCUGAAAGGCUCCUUUGCCUCUCUUGCACAAUUACAAGUAUGGCGGUCAAGAUUUAACUUCAAGACACAAAAGCCCACGUUUUUUGAAAAACUUUCACCGCUCAAGCUCUCUGACGGUUCGUUCACGUUGAAUCUGGGGGAGGAUGAGGUUUAUACGCUCACUAGCCUCACCAGCGGUCUGAAAGGCAGCUUCCCAGACCCUCCCCCCUCCGCACCCUUCCCCACAACAUACAAGGAUGACUUCAAUGUCGCCAACCCUCCCUUCACGGAGGCGCCCGACUUUGCCGACCAGACGGGGGUGUUUGAGUACCACAUCAACCUCACCGACCCGGGGCCUCAUGUCUUCACCUUGCGCCAAGUUGUGACCCAGAGGCCGGUCACCUGGGCAACCGACGCGGACCAGACCAUCAGUGUCAUCGGGAACUACAAAUGGGAGAACCUCACUGUAUCCUGUGAUGUGUUUAUGGAAACGGUGAAGACUGGUGGAGUGUUCAUCGCUGCCAGAGUAGACAAAGGAGGGCAGUCAGUCCGAAACGCAAAAGGGCUCUUCUACUGGAUCUUCUCAGAUGGGAGCUACAAAGUCACCAAUGAUCUCGCUGGUCAAGCCGUGCUUGCUGAGGGGCCGUCUGGCACCAGGGCUUUUGGUUGGCACACAUUAACACUGAGCAUAAAGGGCCAGUAUGCUACGGGUUUGCUCAACGGGUAUCCAUUAUGGAAGAAUGCUGUGGUAUUGGGACCAAAGAAUGGAUGGGCUGCCAUAGGGACAAAGUCAUUUGAACUUGCUCAAUUUGAUAACUUUGCCGUGAAGGCAGAGUGAAGGGUUGAAGGGAUAUAAGCAGCGCUGUGAUUAUGCCUUAAUUUAUUAACUUCAUGAACCCCAAGAUGUAUUUUCAUUUCCCUUUUUUAAUUUCUAAAAAAAUCUAUUCUGUUCAUCAUGAAAUGCACAUAGUUGUCUGUCAUUGUUUAUUUUGAAUGCUGAAAUCUUUUUAAUAAAUUUGUUUUUAAUA
Messenger RNA from Gadus morhua (Atlantic cod), 2251 nucleotides. It is a transcript of the gene galcb, whose product is annotated as galactosylceramidase b. Lineage: Eukaryota; Metazoa; Chordata; Actinopteri; Gadiformes; Gadidae. Gene Ontology annotation, cellular component: lysosome. The transcript has 17 exons. Gene Ontology annotation, molecular function: galactosylceramidase activity. Gene Ontology annotation, biological process: galactosylceramide catabolic process. The record is from RefSeq and is a predicted model, not a curated record. Bases 73 to 2061 code for a protein of 662 amino acids.